AUGGCCAAUCAACAAGUAUUAUGCGCCAAGGCGCUGGGGAGGACAUUGCGACUGCUCAUUUGCCUCCCUGCCAAAGAUCGCUUCAUCCAUGCCGGCGUCAGCCAUCCGUUUUGUUUCUUUGACAAACGUAAUUGGGUGCUUUUCGGUGGCCAUGAUGGAAAGGUCUUUGCAACCAAUCUGGGCCCGGUGUUGCGCCAAACCCUGUGCCCCAGCGCCGCCUGCUUCUUAAGAUGCCUCUCUAACCCAUAUCGCCUCGCUCCCUCCACCCGAGCGACAAUGGCCAACCAUCCCCGAAGCCUCUCAGCCAACCCUGCCAUGCUUCUCCUCAGCCACUCUGCCGCUGCCGCCGAUCCUGCCGACAAGGGCAACAACAAUACCCCCACACUCGCCCACAUGCCCGCCCUGCCCAGCACCCUCAAACCCGAAAUCCCGGCCUGCUUCGCCUCAUCCUCUCUCUGUCUAUCCACCCCUCCCUCCAACCCAUCGUCUACUCGUGACCCUCUCAAAACUACCCGGCCCAUCUUCCUCCUCCCCGGCCCGGCCCAGCUCUCAACCAUCCCCAUCUCAAUCUUGACUCCCCACAAGCUCUCAACCCCUUGCCAAACUUCGCCAUUGUUGCCCCCAGAACUUGCCCUAUGGAAUCAUCAGCCAGUUUUCAAACUUGCAUAA
Puccinia triticina is the source of this 669-nucleotide messenger RNA. RefSeq lists its product as uncharacterized. The transcript has 3 exons. The record is from RefSeq and is a predicted model, not a curated record. NCBI's taxonomy places the organism in Eukaryota, Fungi, Basidiomycota, Pucciniomycetes, Pucciniales, Pucciniaceae. The coding region runs from base 1 to 669 and encodes 222 amino acids.